This is a messenger RNA of Pristis pectinata (smalltooth sawfish), 2805 nucleotides long. Its product is annotated as zinc finger protein 239-like. Lineage: Eukaryota; Metazoa; Chordata; Chondrichthyes; Rhinopristiformes; Pristidae. The record is from RefSeq and is a predicted model, not a curated record. Gene Ontology annotation, biological process: regulation of transcription by RNA polymerase II. Gene Ontology annotation, molecular function: RNA polymerase II cis-regulatory region sequence-specific DNA binding; DNA-binding transcription factor activity, RNA polymerase II-specific. The coding region runs from base 1089 to 2018 and encodes 309 amino acids. Gene Ontology annotation, cellular component: nucleus. The transcript has 2 exons.
UGCAGCUUCUUACAUUCCUGCACAUUAAAAUUGCUGUACCAGACCAUGAUUCAACCAGUCAGGAUACUUUCAACAGUACAUCUGUAUAACUGUUCAGUGAUACGCAGAACCUCCUUAACCUGCCCAGAAAGUGAAGACACCUGCGCGCUUUCCUUAUGAUUGCAUCUAUAUGCUGGGCCCAGGACCUGUCAUCCGAUAUUAUGGAAGCAAUCUCAAUUUUGAUUCUCAAGAUGAAGAAGUACUUUCCCAUCCAAGUCCUUAAUUAUGAGGCUGAUUCCUGGUUCUGGAAACCACACCCCAAUAAGACACCAAACUUGCACACAGGUGCAUCGGAUGGUUGGAAAUCUUCAGUCGGGUCUUCAGCAGGAUAAAUUCAGUGUGAACUUAUCCUGCUGCCGUUUCGCCCACUCAUUGAGUCCAUCAACGUUCCUUUGCAAUUCUGUUCCCAUCUGCACUAUUUACUCCGCCCCUUAAUGUUUUCCACAAACUUUGUUUAAAAUGCGCCUUUAUCUAAAUUCUCUCAUAACGCUCAGAGCGAUGAUUUGUUUCAAACUGCAAGAAUAUCAAGCGCUUGAAGACAACACUGAAAAGUGCAACUUUUGCACACAGUUAAUGUGCAAAUAAUUCACAUUAAAUACCGACGCAGGUUUUCAGCGAACGCGCUCACUUCCCGCUGCCGCACGUCCCCAAUUGGCUGGACGACCGGCCGCCAGCGGAGACCGCCCUUCAUCCUAUUGGUGCAGAUACACACGUCAAUCACACGGGCAAUGUCAACUGAGCAUGCGCAUUUCCGGUGCCGGAGGGUGACGCAACAGGAUCUGGAUAUCACUGAACAGAACAGGAGAAUAUUUACCUCUUUUGCCUGUGGAAAAUGUUUCUAACAUCAGGGUGAAUGGAGUGUCACUGAGGCACGUGUACUGAACUGGGAGUGUCCCAGUUCACCAACUGUGGAAACAGCUUAAAGCAGAUGAACAACCUGAAAUAAAAUUUGCACCAUUCGCAGUGAAGAGGAGCUGUGUACGGGUUCCACAUGUGGAGGAGGCUUCCAUUCAUUCCCCAAUCUAGAAAGACACAAGGACAUUCGGACCAUGGAGAAACUGUGUAAAUGUGGGGAGUGUGGGAAAGGAUUCAGUUAUCCAUCCCAGCUAGAAACUCAUCAGCGUACACACACAAAGGAGAGGCCAUUUACCUGCUCCAUGUGUGGGAAGGGUUUCACUCAGUCAACCCACCUGGAGACGCAUGUCCUCGCGCACACAGGCGAGAGACCAUUCAACUGCUCGGUUUGUGGGAAGCAAUUCACUCGGUCAUCCAACCUGCUGAGACACCAGCGAGUUCACACUGGAGAAAGGCCUUUCACCUGCUCCUUGUGCGGGAAGAGAUUUACUCAGAUGUCCAGCCUCCAGAAACAUCAACUCGUUCACUCUGAAAAGAGAACAUUUAAUUGUUCUCACUGUGAGAAAAGCUUUAAAAGCUCAGAGGUUCUGCUGAGACAUCAGCGUAUACACACAGGGGAGAGGCCAUUCACCUGUAAUGUGUGUGGGAAGGGAUUCACACAGUCAACCCACCUGCAGAUACAUGAGCGAGUUCACACUGGGGAGAGGCCAUUCAGCUGCUCCAUUUGCGGGAAGGGAUUCACUUGCUCAUCGAACCUGUUGACACACCAGAGAGCUCACACUGGGGAGAGGCCUUUCACCUGCUCCCUGUGUGGGAAUGGAUUCACUCAGCUAUCCCACCUGCAGUCCCACCACCAGCGAGUUCACACCGAUGAGAGAACAUUUCAUUGCUCCAAAUGUGGGAACAGCUUCAAAAACUCAGGAGAUCUGCUGAGUCACCAGCUUGUUCACUCGGGGGAGAAACUGUUCAGUUGUUCUGUCUGUGGAAAGGGAUUCAGUCAUUCAUCCAAUCUGCUGCGGCACCAGCGGAUUCAUCCUGGGAAGAUACCUCUGUCCUGCUCAGUGUGUGGGAAGGGAUUCACUCAGUUGUCCCGACUACUGUCACACCAGCAAUUUCACAAGUGAUUGUAGAGUUUUGGUUCUGUUCUUACAACAGCUGUGAAUCACAUCCAGAGCUGAUCAUUCUGGCAUUUUGGGUUUGAUUCUGUUUGUAAUAUCGAUAUCUCAUCUGGAGUUUCAUAUUCUAUAAAAGUGUAAGGAUCAGCUUUCUUUUAAAUAACUGGGGUUUACUCCUUGAAAUUCAAAAGCUGAACUAAAUCCAUCUUUAAAGUGAAUUCCUGCAGCUUGUUAAGAGAGAGAUCUACAAUACCUCUCCUGUAUUUUUCACAGCCAGGACCAGAUUAAUAAUCCAAAUCAAAUCUCACUCAUGAAAUAUUUUCAUAUGUAAAUGGAUACUGAUAUUUUUAAUCAUAGACAUGAAGACAUAAAUAUAUUUUCUGCUAAGAUUUCUAGCAAAAACAAGCCAAUAAUUGUUUCCUUUUUUAAAAUAUGAAAUUGUGACUGAUAUUUAUAGAUGUCUGCUAUCAUAGUUUGAAAUCAUGUGUACAGCCUUUAUCAAUCCAAGAAACUCAGCAACAAUCUCUAUUUUUUUAUACAUUCAAUAUUUUAUCAUAGAUUUAAAAAUAUUCGCUGCUUUAGAAAGUAAAAGAAAACAAUAUAGGUUUGCUUUUGGAUGCUUCUCGGGAUUAAUGUGAUGUGUUACACUGCUUCCAAAAGACUGUUCUGGGAAUGGUCUCUAUUUACCGCAUUCUAGAUGCAUAUGUGCCUCAAGACUUUUUCUGAUAAUGUUUUGAUAUGUUGAUAGCAGAGAAAGAUGUGCUCACAAAUAAAUGCACUGCCAAAGUCAAGUUUC